Molecule: messenger RNA, 1578 nt
Organism: Penicillium hordei
Lineage: Eukaryota; Fungi; Ascomycota; Eurotiomycetes; Eurotiales; Aspergillaceae
Exons: 3
Coding region: 1-1578 (525 amino acids)
Biological process (GO): transmembrane transport
Molecular function (GO): transmembrane transporter activity
Source: RefSeq, a predicted model, not a curated record
AUGGAUGAUCCUCUUCCCAUUCCCGGAACGGUCCAGCAGGUGGAUGUAGACCACACCUUGCGGCUGAGACACAAUAAAGAGCAAGAAGAUAUCGUCCUGAUUCCUCUCCCAAGCUCUCAUCCUGAUGACCCUCUCAAUUGGUCCCGCUACCGCAAAUUUCUAAGCAGCGCCUGCCAAAUGGCCUGGUGUUUCUUCGCCGCUGCUCUCAUUAGUGGUCUGUCAUCCUCUUAUCUCCUGAUCUCGGAAGACACAGGUAUUUCUGUGGCAGAUCUCAGCACAGGGAAUGGCCUCCUGUAUCUCUUCAUGGGAUGGGGCACCUUGUUGACUCAGAACCUUGCGCAGGACUUUGGUCGUCGGCCGGUCCUGUUGGUUGGCAUGCUGGGCUCAUCGCUGUUGCAGAUCUGGUCUGCGUAUAUGAAGUCGGAAGCCUUGAUCGAGCUCUGCAUUGCGGAUAUCCACUUUGCCCAUGACCGAGGCUUCCACAUGGGUAUUUAUAACUGGACUUUGUGGUGCGGUGCAUUCAUGUCGCCUAUUGCUGGUGGCUUUGUUGCUGAGAGGUUCGGUUGGAGAUGGAUUCAAUACAUCCUGGCCAUUAUUUGUCUCUGCUUCACCGUUGUAACAUUCUUCGGCUUUGAAGAGACGAUGUUCUUCCGCCAAGUUAAUAUUCAGGAACCGAUGUUUUCAUCCCCCAAGAACAUCAGCGAUCUGGAGGGCUCCAUUGAUACCGAUCGCAAAAGAGUCUCCGAAUCCAAAGAGCCAGAGUGUCCCGACAUCACCCCUGUCGUCAUGGAAGAGACUUACGAGAUUAAAACAUACACCCAGAAGCUGAAAAUGUGGGGAUUAAGACACCCUUCUCAGCCCUUCAAUUUCUUCCGGUCCACUCUUCUUUCCUUCCGUCUUUUAUUCUUCCCCACGAACAUAUUUUCCGGCCUUCUCGUGGGAAGUAUUCUCGCAUGGUACAAUGUUCUAGGGGGGUCCUUAGCGGAAGUUCUAGGCGGUGCCCCUUAUAAUUUCACCACGGAGCAGAUUGGUCUUACCUACUUUGCCAGUGUGAUAGGAGUCUCGAUUGGAUGCUAUUUCAGCGGCUGGCUGAGUGAUAUCCUUGCAAUCAAGCUGGCCAGAGGAAGAAAAGGUAUCAAGGAGCCUGAAGACCGUCUCUGGAUGUUCUUGAUUGCCCUCGUCGCUCAUCCUCUGGGGUGCAUUCUUUAUGGUGUUGGAGCAAGCCACCACAUUCCAUGGAUCGGAGUCGUCAUCGGAAUGGCCUUCAUCUGUAUCACUCUACCGAUGGGAUCUGGCCUAGCCAUUACCUACAUUAUUGACAGUCAAAAGGAGCUGGCCGGAGAGUCAAUUGUGACUGUUAUUUUGAUCCGUAAUACAAUUGGUUUCGCUUUUGCAUACGCGGUCAAUCCCAUGAUAACGAACAUGGGACUGCAAAAUACCUUUAUUCUGAUAGCAGUGUUGGGAAUGGUUUUCUGGAGUGGUUGUUUGCUAUGGAUCAGAAUUGGAAAGUCGGCUCGGAGAUCCAUUGCUAAAUCCUACUGGAAUCUAGUUGAGACCCACGGACUUGCUGCCCACUAA